Messenger RNA from Aspergillus heteromorphus CBS 117.55, 1936 nucleotides. RefSeq lists its product as uncharacterized. The transcript has a single exon. The coding region runs from base 282 to 1787 and encodes 501 amino acids. NCBI's taxonomy places the organism in Eukaryota, Fungi, Ascomycota, Eurotiomycetes, Eurotiales, Aspergillaceae. The record is from RefSeq and is a predicted model, not a curated record.
GACGCGUGCAAGUCUGUUAACUGAGGCUAACGCGAUGACCCCUUCCCUCUCUGAUUACUUUAUUUUUUCUCUACUAAGUCCAUAAUUCUGCAAUCUCUCCUGGAGCACACAUAAUUUUUUAUCUAUUAUUGGUCAGUAGUAAAUCGCCCCAGAAGGGAUUUUCAUACACCAAGUCUUCUGUCCUCUCGCAUAGCAACUAUCUUCGACAAGGAAAAAAGAUACAGACGUGCUGUGAUCACUGGUCCCUAUUACCAUUCACCCAGAAAUUCAAAAAUCUCAAUAUGCCGAGACCGCCUAUGAAGCGUCAUCGCUUGACGUCUAAGGCCCCGCUUGCGUUAGAAAAGGAACCUCAGCAGGGCUCCGAACAACAUGAUAUAAACUGGGUGAAGGAACUCGAGACUCCAGCAAGCACCGGUCAGAAUAUCGAGAUGCCUUCUCAUCUGCAUACUGGUGCUCAGGCCUCAGAAAUUGUCCGGCAAUCCCAUCACCAAACACCUGUGGCUAGAGCUCAAGAAUAUGCGAUUGAAUCGUCGCCCGUGGGAGACAGAGGAGCUACAGGUAGCCGGCCGGCCACAAGAGCUCGCGGUUACUCAUCCACUCUUUCUGUUGUCGGAAGAAAAGGCGAUGCUUGCUCAAAGGUUCCAGGUACUCCCGCAUUCGAAAGUUCGAUGUUAAGUAAUUUUAGAAGACGACCCCGGCAACCUAGCAUCCUACAGAUGAUGCAGGCAGAUGAAGGUUCCUCUGAUCUUGAUGAUGAUGUUUUCCUUGGCGGAUUGAGCCCCGAAGAUGAGUCUACGCCUUUGGAUUCUUCGAAGGGUAAAGCACUUCUCAUGAGACAUGCUGCACCACCAUCGCCUAGCCUUCCAGCAUCAUCGAGUGGCGGAUCACGGAAGCGCAAAAUGCCAUUUGAGGAGUCACGAGCUCUACAGCUCCAUGCGGAGGUUAUGGAAUAUUCUCCCGCCAUUUCAUCUCGUUCGAGCCAGUGGCAUUGCGAGCACAAUGUGCCCGUGGAUUCUUUCCGAGCCCCAGCAUCACCUGAAGCAUCGAGUCAAACUUUGGCGCCGCCUCUGAGUAGCAGCCCGCCUCUCAGCCCGACAAGUACGGUCUCUACUCCAGUUCCAGCACAACUCAAGCGUAUAAAUAUGCCUGCCGAGCAUGUAACCAGUAAGACGAUAAACUUGCCGACCUCCACUCUUCAAGUCAGGCUUCUACCUCGAAGGAACAACACGAAGCGUAAACGCUUGCGUGCAAAGGAGCCCAAGGUUCCCAGUGACCCUACUGACAGUGAUCGCUUGACCCCCGAGCAGGAUGAUGUACAUUCUGUACCGACCAAAAGGCCAUCCCGGAGUCGACGAGAGCACAUACGCAAGAAGAAACCCGCAGGGAGUGUCUUGACUGCAGAGGAAACGCAAACGACAGCAGGCACUGCUGGAAGCCGGGUAAUCGGCAAUCAGAAUCAUGUUACACGUUCAUCACAUUCAAACGUUACCGCGGAGGCUUCUGGAACAUGUGAGGAAGGACACCAAGCGAUGACAUACAGUCGAGAUUCUUUGGAAACUACUGGUGUCGUGAAUGAGAUCCAAUCCGGAGAUGUGCCAUCACCCUUGUCAUCACUAGAUUCAGAGGCGUUCAAGUCCGACUUGCAGUCGGAAUCAAACCCGGAGGUUCCUUUUCUAAGCGAGGAGCUAAGGCUCCAGGCGAAAAAAUUCGCGGAUGUUGAUAAGUGGCAACUUGAUUUUGAAGAUGUGAUUCCUCCUGCCAGUCAAGGUAGUGAUGUCUCCAGGUAGUCAAAAUCCAAUGCCAAAUGCAAUGCCAACAAUCUACUGUGGACAUCAAUUUGGUCCAAAAUGAACGGGUUAUUUUAACUCUCACAAAUUCGUGCUAGAAAGUCAAUGGAUGUGUUGGGAUUAUAUGGCCGUCCAAGUGUAGUGUGUAG